Molecule: messenger RNA, 2745 nt
Organism: Humulus lupulus (European hop)
Lineage: Eukaryota; Viridiplantae; Streptophyta; Magnoliopsida; Rosales; Cannabaceae
Exons: 7
Coding region: 1-2745 (914 amino acids)
Molecular function (GO): nucleic acid binding
Source: RefSeq, a predicted model, not a curated record
AUGCCACAAGUUGAUUGUUUGGUUGAUGAAGAUGUGCCUCCAAAGACAACCAACCCUACACAACCAAUUUCUAAGCCUACUUUUGUCACCCCACCUCCUUUCCCAAGCAGACUGAAGAAGACUAAAAAGGAAGAGGUUGACAAGGAAAUUCUUGAUACAUUCCGCAAGGUAGAAGUAAAUAUUCCUCUUCUUGACGCUAUUAAACAAGUGUCGCGCUAUGCCAAGUUUUUGAAAGAGUUGUGCACUAAUAAGCGUAAGUUAAGGGGUAAUGAAAAAGCUAUGAGGUAUCCAAGUGAUGGACAUGUUGUUUACUUUCUUGAUGUGUUAGAUAUCCUUUCUCAACGAGUCUUAGAUUUGCAUAAUGAAGAUUGUUUGGAGGUUGCAUUGAAAGAGCAUCUUGUGUUGACCGAUGAAGAUUUUUCUGAUGAGAUCAUGGAUGUCAUAACCACACUCAAUAGUGGAUUUGACAAGACUUUUAAGAAGGUUUCAUUUAUGGAUUUACCGAUUUCUAAUGAGAAAUUACAGCCAUCAACUGUUCAAGCUCCUACACUUGAAUUGAAGCCACUUCCGGAGCAUCUUGGAUAUGUUUACUUGGGGAAGAAUGAGACACUUCCAGUUAUAAUUGCAAGAAAUCUUAACCAAGUUCAAGAAGAAAAAUUAUUAAGAGUACUUCAAGAAUAUAAAAUAGCCAUUGGUUGGUCUAUUGCUGAUAUUAAGGGGAUUAGCCCUUCUAUGUGCAUGCACCGAAUUUCACUUGAAGAAGGGUCUAAACCAACACGUGAGGCACAACAAAGAUUAGAUCCACCUAUGAUGGAGGUUGUGAAAAAUGAGAUACUGAAGCUCAUUAGUGUGGGUAUUAUUUACCCAAUUUCAGAUAGUCAAUGGGUGAGUCCAGUUCAGGUAGUGCCAAAGAAGUCAGGAAUCACAGUGGUAAAGAACGAUGAAAACGAGCUAGUGCCAAAAAGAAUGCAAAUUGGGUGGCGAGUUUGUAUAGACUACCGAAAGUUGAAUGCGGCAACUCAUAAAGAUCACUUUCCAUUACCUUUCAUUGAUCAUAUGCUUAAGAGGUUAGCAGGCCAUCCUUAUUAUUAUUAUCUUGAUGAUUAUUUGAGAUAUAAUCAGAUUGUUAUUUCUCCUAAAGAUCAAGAGAAGACAACCUUCACAUGCCCUUUUGGUACAUUCACUUUCCGACGUAUGCCGUUUGGGCUAUGUAAUGCUCCUGCAACUUUUCAGCGAUUCAAGGGAAUAGAGGUUGAUAAGGCAAAUAUUGAUUUAAUUCGUUCUCUACCAUCUCUGACUAGUGUGAAAGAAGUGAGAUCAUUCCUUGGGCAUGCCGGGUUCUAUAGGAGAUUUAUCAAGGAUUUCUCUAAAAUUUCCACACCACUAUGCAAUCUUCUUCAAAAAGAUGUAAAAUUUGAGUUUAAUGAAAAGUGUUUAGUGGCUUUCAACUUAUUAAAAGAGUCUUUGACUACAGCUCUUAUAAUUCAGCCACCAAAUUGGGAGCUACCUUUUGAACUCAUGUGUGAUGCAAGUGACUAUGUCGUGGGAGUUGUUCUUGGGCAGCGAGUUGACAAGCUUCCUCAUUCAUACUUGAUAAGAACUAAAGUGAUUGUUUAUACUGAUCAUGCUGCUCUUCGCUAUCUAUUGGCAAAGAAAGAAGCCAAGCCUCGGCUGAUUCUGUGGAUUCUACUUCUUCAAGAGUUUGACUUGGAGAUAAAAGAUAAAAAGGGUUCUGAGAAUUUGGUAGCGGACCACUUGAGUCGUCUUAUUCGGGAUGAAGAUAAUUUGCCCACAGAAGAAAAAUUUCAUGAUGAGCAACUCCUCGCCAUGCAAGAAGUUAUUCCUUGGUAUGCCGACAUUGUAAACUACCUUGCUUCAAAGGAGUUACCAAGUGAUCUCACACAAGCACGAUGGAACACGAUCAAGCAUUAUGCUCACCACUACAUAUGGGACGAACCUUAUCUUUGGAAGCAUUCUACAGAUCAAAUCAUUCGGAGGUGUGUACCCAAAUCUGAAUUCCGUUCUAUCCUUGCUUUUUGUCAUGCUUAUGCUUGUGGUGGACACUUUGGACCUAAGAGGAUAGCUCUGGAUUACGUGUCUAAAUGGGUAGAAGCAAUUUCAACUAGAACAGAUAAUUCAAAAACAGUGGUGGAUUUCAUUUGCUCUAAAAAAUUUGUGCGCUUUGGUACACCUAAGGCUAUACUUAGUGAUCGAGGCACUCAUUUUUGUAAAAAGAGUAUAGAAGCAUUGUUUCGACGCUAUAGUAAAACUGUAAAUCCAAACCGGAAAGAUUGGAGUACAAGGCUUGAUGAUGCCUUGUGGGCUUAUCGUGCGGCAUAUAAAACACCUAUCGGUAUGUCACCAUAUCAAUUGGUGUAUGGGAAGCCUUUCCAUCUACCGGUAGAGCUAGAGCAUAAGGCUUGGUGGGCUGUAAAGAAGUGUAACAUGGACAAGGUUGCUGUAGGACAACAACGAAUGCUUCAAUUGCAUGAGCUAGAAGAAAUACGCAAUGAAGCAUAUGAGAGCUUGAGAAUCUACAAGGAGAAAACCAAAUUGAAGUCUCGCUGGUUAGGUCCGUUCAAUGUCACCAAGGUUUUUCCUCAUGGAGCGGUCAAAGUUGUAAGUCCAAGUACUGGAAAUUCAUUCAAAGUGACUGGUCAGAGAUUAAAGCCAUAUUACGAAUCAAUGGAGAAAGAACAAGCUGUUGUGAUUCACCUCAUUGACCCGAUAUAUGUUGAUGAAUAA